AUGGAGUUGCCUUCUUUGUUUAUGCUGGUUUUGUUGUGUAGGAUAGAAUUAUGCACAGGAGAAAAUAAGGAUGGAUAUGACGAAUUAAUUACUGUCGCGGACAUGAAGAAGUUCAUGGUGGAGACUUCAGCUUCUCUUCGUUAUUACCAACAGAAGACAGAGUCUUUACAAAAUAUUGUAACAAAACAGGAACGUGAAAUACAGGUCCUGAAAACAGACCUCUCGAGACUGACAUCGGGAAAAUGUGACGACAUGAGAAAUAUUGAUAAAGGAGGUAUCAAACGAGUUGCAGAGUUGAAUAAUCAAACUGUGGGUGUUGCGUUCUACGCCCAGCUAUCCACCGACCAGUCCACUUUUGGUACUCACCAGACCGUCAUAUUUGACCAAGUACGGACCAACAUCGGGAAUGCCUUUAACCACGAUGAUGGAGUGUUCACGGCGCCAUCUGCCGGAGUAUAUGUUUUCUUCUGGACAACAACAAAUCGAGAUAGAACACACAUGCAGACGGAGCUGGUUAUCAAUGGGGUACAGUAUGGAAGAGCAUGGGCCGACUCGGGGAAUCAUGAUGACGUUUCAAUGGCUUCUAAUACAGUGGUCGUAUCGCUUGUGCAAGGGGACACCGUUUGGAUCCGAUCUGAUACUACAUUCCGGUUUCACAAAUGGACAGAACUUUGCAACGUUCUCUGGCUGGUUGUUACAUUAAAUAAUAAAGGAAUAAAACAGAUACAACCAGCAUUAUUUUUCUGGUACUGA
This is a messenger RNA of Ylistrum balloti, 753 nucleotides long. RefSeq names its product cerebellin-1-like. Gene Ontology annotation, molecular function: protein binding. NCBI's taxonomy places the organism in Eukaryota, Metazoa, Mollusca, Bivalvia, Pectinida, Pectinidae. The record is from RefSeq and is a predicted model, not a curated record.